Messenger RNA from Corylus avellana, 3553 nucleotides. RefSeq lists its product as uncharacterized. NCBI's taxonomy places the organism in Eukaryota, Viridiplantae, Streptophyta, Magnoliopsida, Fagales, Betulaceae. Gene Ontology annotation, biological process: protein phosphorylation. Gene Ontology annotation, molecular function: protein kinase activity; protein binding; ATP binding. The record is from RefSeq and is a predicted model, not a curated record.
UUUGGAUAAAUCCAAAGGCACUUCAAUAAUAUCCCAUUGUCGUAAAGAAAACAUAGAGAUAGAUUUUGAGAGACUGGGUUGUGCUGAGACCAGAUGAUGAGUUAGAAUAGUGGAGGAGUACCAACCUCAUCAUGUCAAGCAAUGCAAUCACUAUUGUUUUCCUCUUUCUCAACAUCUUUAUGCUUCCUGCAGCCAUCUCUGCCUUGAACCAGGAAGGCCUCUCUCUGCUUUCAUGGCUUUCAGCCUUCAAUUCAUCUCCCUCUGCUACAUUCUUCUCUUCAUGGAAUCCAACCCACAAUAAUCCAUGCAAAUGGGAUUAUAUCAAAUGUUCAAGUAAUGGGUUUGUCUCAGAAAUCAAAAUAACCUCUGUAAAUCUUCACACCGGCUUCCCCACCCAUCUACUCUCGUUCAACCAUCUUACUGCCCUUGUUCUUUCAAAUGCAAACCUCACAGGAAAAAUCCCACCUUCAAUUGGAAACUUGUCAUCACUGAUCACCUUAGACCUCAGUUACAAUGCUCUGUCAGGGAACAUCCCAGCCGAAGUAGGAAAAUUAUCUGAGUUGCAGCUGUUGUCACUGAACUCAAAUUCCUUACAUGGUGAAAUUCCGACAGAAAUUGGAAACUGCUCAAAGCUUCAACAGCUUGAACUGUUUGACAACCAUAUUUCCGGAAGGAUUCCUGAAGAAAUAAGCAAGUUGUUUGCCUUGGAAGUAUUUCGUGCAGGCGGAAAUCCAGAAAUUCAUGGCGAAAUCCCAAUGCUAAUAUCAAACUGCAAAAGACUAGUUUUUCUUGGUCUUGCGGAUACCGGUAUUUCGGGUCAGAUUCCGAGCAGAUUGGGAGAACUUAAGAAUCUCAAGACUCUUUCAGCAUACACAGCCAAUCUCACAGGCCACAUCCCACCAGAAAUUGGUAAUUGCUCAUCCUUAGAGAACUUGUUUCUAUAUGAAAACCAGCUUUCUGGAGAGAUUCCUGGCGAAUUGUGUUUGGCAAAGAACCUCAAAAGGGUGUUAUUAUGGCGGAACAGUCUCAGAGGAAGCAUUCCAGAAACUCUUGGAAACUGUUCAAGUUUGAUGGUUAUCGAUUUCUCAUUGAAUUCUCUCAGUGGUGAGAUUCCCGUGUCUCUUGCAAAUUUAGUCACAUUGGAGGAGCUUCUUUUGUCGGAUAAUAACAUUUCUGGCGAAAUACCAUCAUUCGUUGGCAACUUUUCCAGUCUGAAGCAGCUUGAACUGGAUAACAACAGAUUUUCUGGUGAGAUUCCACCAGCCAUCGGGCAACUAAAGGAACUUUCUCUGUUCUUUGCCUGGCAGAAUCAGCUCGAAGGAAGCAUACCAACUGAGCUAGCCAACUGUAAGAAACUUCAAGCAUUGGAUCUUUCACACAAUCUGCUCACCGGUUCAAUUCCAAAUUCUCUCUUCAAUCUCAAGAACUUAACCCAACUGUUGUUAAUAUCAAAUGGAAUCUCAGGUGAAAUUCCACGUGAUAUUGGCAACUGCACUAGCUUGAUCCGUUUACGGCUGGGAUCAAACAACUUCAUUGGUCAAAUUCCAUCAGAAAUUGGGCUCCUAAGUAGUUUGAGCUUUCUUGAAUUGUCAGACAAUCAAUUUACAGGAGAAAUUCCUGCUGAAAUCGGUGACUGCACUCAACUAGAAAUGGUUGAUUUGCAUGGGAAUGCACUCCAAGGCAUGAUACCUUCAUCAUUAGAAUUCCUUGUUGGUCUUAAUGUUUUAGACCUUUCUAUGAAUAGAAUAGCUGGCAUCAUUCCUGAGAAUCUGGGAAAGCUCACUUCCUUAAACAAACUUGUAAUCAGUGGGAACCGCAUCACUGGCUUAAUCCCCACAUCACUUGGCCUCUGUAGGGAUUUACAGUUGUUGGAUAUGAGCAGCAACAAAAUCACUGGUUCUAUCCCAGAUGAAAUUGGUCAGCUGCAAGGAUUAGAUAUUCUCUUGAAUUUAAGUUGGAAUUCUCUAACAGGGCCCAUUCCAGAGAGCUUCUCAAAUCUCUCAAAGCUUGCAAACUUGGAUCUUUCCCACAACAUGCUAUCAGGAAGCCUGAGAGUACUAGGUAAUCUUGAUAAUCUAGUAUCUCUGGAUGUCUCGUACAACAAUUUUUCAGGUCUGCUUCCCGAUACCAAAUUCUUCCAUGACCUCCCCGCCACAGUGUUUUCUGGUAAUCAACAACUCUGCAUCGAUAGAAAUGAGUGCCGCAUAAAUGGAAAUCUCCAUGGCAUGAAAUCCACCAGAAACCUUAUUAUCUAUGCUCUUCUGAGUAUAACUGUAACUGCGGGGAUAGUGAUUUUUGGACUAUUUUUAUUUAUCAGAGUUCGUGGAGCAGCAUUUGGGAAGAAUAUUGAUGAAGAAGAACAAGACUUGGAAUGGGAUUUCACCCCAUUUCAAAAGCUCAACUUUUCCAUAAAUGAUAUUGUCCCAAGGCUUUCAGAUUCUAAUAUUGUGGGAAAGGGUUGUUCAGGCAUUGUUUAUCGUGUUGAGACUCCAAGAAAGCAGACCAUCGCAGUGAAAAAGCUAUGGCCAGUGAAGAAUGGGGAGCUUCCAGAGAGAGACUUGUUUUCUGCAGAAGUUCAGACUCUUGGAUCAAUAAGGCACAAAAAUAUAGUGAGGCUUCUGGGUUGUUGUAACAAUGGAAAAACUAGAUUGCUCUUGUUUGAUUACAUCUGUAAUGGGAGUUUGACUGGAUUGCUCCAUGAGAAGAGGCUGUUCUUGGACUGGGAUGCAAGGUAUAAGAUCAUUCUUGGAGCAGCUCAUGGUUUAGCCUAUCUUCACCAUGACUGCAUUCCUCCAAUAAUUCAUCGUGACAUUAAGGCUAACAACAUCUUGGUAGGUCCACAAUUUGAAGCGUUUCUAGCAGAUUUUGGCCUUGCCAAGCCUGUUCAAUCUUCAGAAUCUUCAGCAGCUUCCAACACGGUUGCUGGCUCUUAUGGGUACAUUGCUCCUGAAUAUGGAUACAGUUUGAAGAUCACAGAAAAGAGUGAUGUGUACAGCUAUGGCGUGGUGCUCCUAGAGGUCUUAACUGGGAUGGAACCAACUAAUAGCAGGAUACCAGAAGGUGACAACAUUUCUACAUGGAUUAACAGUGAAGUUCGAGAAAGAAAAAGAGAUUGCACUUCAAUUCUAGACCAGCAACUAGUUUUGCGAUGCGGAACACAGAUCCAGGAGAUGCUUCAAGUGCUUGGGGUGGCUCUCCUAUGUGUGAAUGCUUGCCCAGAAGAAAGGCCAACCAUGAAAGAUGUGGCUGUGAUGCUCAAGGAGAUAAGGCAUGAAAAUGAGGAUUUUCAAAAGCCCAUUUUUGUUGGCAAUGGGGUAGCAGCAAACCCAAAAGCAGCAGUCCACUGUUCUAGCUUCUCUAGAUCAUCUGAACCUCUUAUCAGAUCACCUCCAUGUCCAUAGCUUCCCAAAACUAUAGACCGUUGUUCAUUGAAUCAUUGAUAUUUUUUUUGAAGCUUCAAACAACAAGAUACUUGGUAUAGAUUGAUUGAUCUUAUUAUGUAGUAGGAAGAGGUUAUUGCCUUGUAUUUCUUUAUUGAAAUUCCUUCGUUUAA